AUGGAUCUCUCUACACUCGAAGGCCCCCCGAUCCACAACCCCCGGCUCGCCAACCGGGCCUGCAACAUGUCUGUUCCUCAGAUACACCUCGACCAUGCCUUCUUCAUCAGUCCAGAAACUGAGGGAUUCCACCUCCUGCAAAGACCUGCGUCCGCCGACGCUCAUGCCCUUCCUCGCCGAACAAAGUAUCUCAACCCGGCCUGCAUCCGCCACACUGCACGGCCCCGGCUUCGAGUCGACGCAGGCCCAGCCGUCGAGCUCGACUCUACGGUCCGGUCUAGCCCCAGCCAUAAUCACAGUCACAGACACAGUCACAGUCACGGCCACAGUAACUCAGAUCUCUCCAGCUUCUCGUCGACGCGGAGCCGUCCUCGCCGGCUCACAUGGGUCGAAAGCGAGAGUAUCUGGGUCGUCACCAGCCCCUCCGCCGGCUCCCCAACUGCUUCAUCGACAUGGGGCGACGUAAACUGGUCCGCGGCCGCCUACCGCCCACCUCCACUGCAGCAUUCUCGAUCAAUGGACAUGACUCUUGCCCAUGCGCAGGCCCACCCGGAGCCGGACGACCUUCCACCCCCGUACGAACGGCAUUACUUUGACAGACCUCUUCCUCCUCUCCCGCCGGAGGCAGAGAUGGAUCCUUUGCUUGGAGGCAGUGCCUAUAGCCAGAGUACAGGUAUAGAUUCAGGUCACAGUCACAGUCACAGUCGCAGUCACACUGGCGCCUCGCGAUGGACGGAGAUCGCGCGGCGGAUGAACCGGACUCCGCUUGGAUGA
Aspergillus viridinutans is the source of this 774-nucleotide messenger RNA. RefSeq lists its product as uncharacterized. The transcript has a single exon. The record is from RefSeq and is a predicted model, not a curated record. The coding region runs from base 1 to 774 and encodes 257 amino acids. Lineage: Eukaryota; Fungi; Ascomycota; Eurotiomycetes; Eurotiales; Aspergillaceae.